Messenger RNA from Capsicum annuum, 2805 nucleotides. Its product is annotated as probable LRR receptor-like serine/threonine-protein kinase At5g10290. The transcript is spliced from 12 exons. Gene Ontology annotation, biological process: protein phosphorylation. The coding region runs from base 753 to 2591 and encodes 612 amino acids. NCBI's taxonomy places the organism in Eukaryota, Viridiplantae, Streptophyta, Magnoliopsida, Solanales, Solanaceae. The record is from RefSeq and is a predicted model, not a curated record. Gene Ontology annotation, molecular function: protein binding; ATP binding; protein kinase activity.
UUUGAUUAUCGUAUUAUUCUGUUGUGACUGUUCUUUGUUAUGUAUGUUGUGUACGGUUUUCCAUUUUGCAUUAUUUCGUUGUUGUCUUUCAUUUCUGUAUUCCCUUUAGACGAAAUGCUUUUUUCUUUUUAAGCCGAGAGUCUAUCGAAAACCACCUCUCUAUCUCUACAAGCUCAGACCUCACUUAUGGGAUUACACUAGGUAUUUUGUUCUUGUUGUUGUUGGUUAACUUGGAUUUUUGUGAGUCUGGUUAAGUUUUUGGACUUACUAUGGUUGAGAAGGAGAUUUGAUUAUUUGCAUAUUCAGUUUUUAUCUACAACCUUACUUGUUUCAUUUGUUGAAGUUUCUUUUGAAGAACUUGUGUCUUUCCCCUUUUACCAAAUUACUGUAAGCCUUUGUUAUAGUUCAUUACUCACUUGAUGUGCUUUGAGAAAACGGAGGAAUUAUUUAUCAGGAUAGCUGCAUAUCAUGAAUUUCUUGUGAUCCAUUCUCUGAUAGACAAGCAAAGAAUUGCUGGUGAAAAAUAUCUGUUUUUUAUCCAGGAAAGAAAAGGAUAGGUUCAUUAACUGUUUGAAAUUUGUGAAUCAAUUCUUCCUUGGGAUGGUUGACAUUAUAGUUAGUAGCUGAAGAAUUGUUUGGAUUGAGAAGACAAGUGUUUAGUUGUUCUUUCAACUCCUAAUAGCUCUACGAUUCUGCAAUACUUCUACCAUUUACUCAUAUCGGUGAUGAAGGUGAACAAGGUAACUUGAUCUAUGGAAUUGAACAGCAACUGCAAUAUGGAACUGUUCCUCGCAAUUCUGAUAUUAGCAUGUCUCUACUCAUUUGUCUCACCUGAUCCUCAGGGAGAUGCGCUGUUUGCAUUGAGGAGUUCGCUAAAUGCUUCGAGUGAUCAACUUCCUGAUUGGAAUCAGAAUCAAGUUAAUCCAUGCACUUGGUCAAAAAUCACUUGUGACGAUAACAGCAAUGUCCUGAUGGUGUCGUUGUCAUAUAUGGGGUUCACUGGCACUUUAACUCCAAGAUUAGGUGUUCUAAAGCAUCUUAAUACUCUUUCUUUGCAAGGAAAUGGAAUAAUUGGUACAAUUCCUGAAGCACUAGGAAAUUUAACCGGCUUGACCAUGUUGGAUCUGGAAAAAAACCGUUUAUCUGGUGAAAUACCAGCUUCCCUAGGCAAUCUAGAAAAGCUUCAGUUUCUGUUUCUGAGUCAAAACAAUCUAACCGGGACUAUCCCCGAGUCACUUUCACGUCUUCCCAACUUGAUUAACCUUCAACUUGCUUUAAAUGAUCUUACUGGAAAAGUUCCCGACAGCUUGUUCCAUGUCCCGAAGUACAAUUUUUCAGACAACCAUUUGAAUUGUGGCGCAAACUUCAGUCAUCGUUGUGUAUCUGAAAGUGAAGGUUCUUCCAGUAAAUCAAAGACUGGUCUCGUAAUUGGUAUUGUUGGUGCAUUUCUUGGACUUAUCGUCCUUGGGGGACUAAUGCUAUUUUUCUGGCGGGGGAGGAACAAAGGCUACAAGCGUGAAGUCUUUGUUGAUGUUGCAGGUGAGGUUGACAGACGAAUUCCAUUUGGUCAAUUGAGGAGAUUUGCAUGGAGGGAAUUGCAAAUUGCUACUGAUAACUUCAGUGAAAAGAAUGUUCUUGGACAGGGAGGUUUUGGCAAGGUUUAUAAAGGAGUGCUCAAUGACAGCACUAAAGUUGCUGUAAAACGCUUAACUGACUAUGAGAGUCCCGGGGGAGAUGCUGCAUUUCAGCGUGAAGUUGAGAUGAUUAGUGUUGCUGUUCAUAGAAAUCUUUUGAGGCUUAUAGGAUUUUGCACCACACCAACUGAACGCUUGCUAGUGUACCCGUAUAUGCAGAACCUAAGUGUUGCCUAUCGUCUACGAGAACUUAAACCUGGGGAGUCUGUUUUAGCUUGGCCAACCAGAAAGCGUGUGGCAUUGGGCACUGCACGUGGACUUGAAUACCUGCACGAACAUUGUAAUCCAAAAAUUAUUCACCGUGAUGUUAAAGCAGCUAAUGUUUUACUAGAUGAAGAUUUUGAGGCCGUAGUUGGUGAUUUUGGCUUGGCAAAGUUAGUUGAUGUUAGGAAAACCAACGUGACAACCCAAGUUCGGGGUACAAUGGGCCAUAUAGCUCCCGAGUACUUGUCCACUGGGAAAUCAUCAGAAAAAACUGAUGUUUUUGGAUAUGGAAUCAUGCUUUUGGAGAUUGUAACUGGUCAACGCGCAAUAGACUUCUCACGCCUAGAAGAAGAAGACGACGUCUUGUUACUUGACCAUGUUAAAAAACUACAAAGGGAGAAAAGGCUGGAUGCAAUUGUGGACCGCAACCUACAUAGGAACUAUAACAUGGAUGAAGUAGAGAUGAUGAUUCAAGUUGCAUUGCUGUGCACUCAAGGAUCGCCAGAGGACCGUCCAGCAAUGUCAGAGGUAGUACGAAUGCUGGAAGGAGAAGGGCUUGCUGAGCGGUGGGAAGAAUGGCAGCAUGUCGAAGUUACACGUAGGCAAGAAUACGAGAGACUACAACGAAGGUUUGAUUGGGGCGAAGAUUCAAUCUAUAAUCAAGAUGCAGUUGAAUUGUCUGGUGGAAGAUAACAAAAACAUGUUACUCCAAACAAGUACAUAAUUUCCUGUAAUAGUCUCCUUGAUGCAUAGAGCUGGUCGUUAAAUGGCAAGCGAUCCACGUUUUAAUAUUGCUCGCGCCAUAUCUUGAUUGUAUCUUUUUCUCUCCUAUACUUCUCUUAUUUAAUCAAUUUUUUCCUGUAUGAUUGGCUGUGCAGCGACAUAAUAUAUCCACUUUCUUUUUGUU